Molecule: messenger RNA, 1632 nt
Organism: Phoenix dactylifera (date palm)
Lineage: Eukaryota; Viridiplantae; Streptophyta; Magnoliopsida; Arecales; Arecaceae
Source: RefSeq, a predicted model, not a curated record
UGUCUCACGAACUGUUCUCCGUUCCCCCGAUUCUCUGUCCCUCUUCGAAGGAAACGAAGAAAUAAUAAUUAAAUUAAAGAAAAGAGAGGAGGACAAGGAAGUUUCCAACGGAAUCUUCCCCUUUCCCAUAUCGAAACCCCUACCGCCUUCGAAUUCGAUCUGGGCUUAGGGUUAAGGUGUCGGGGAUCGCGGGUCUAGGGUUAGGGUUUCGGCAACGGCUAAUCCCUAGAUCUAAUUGGAAGUAGGGUUCGGGUUUCUUUGAUACCUGAUCUUGAUUUGGAUUUCUUAGAGAGGAAUCGAUGAACGAUCCGUCGCAGAUGAUGAACCGGAGCUUCGGUGUUUGGCAGCCGCCGCUACCGCCGCUGCCGCCGCCCACGGCGCUGGACGAUCCGAUGGGGUUUCAGAACCCCCGCCCCGUCUUCGCCGCUGGCGUCCCCGGGGUAGCCAAGCCCGGGAGGAUGAAUUGGAAGAGUAAGAAGGCAGCCGAUAAGCGGAAGAAGGCCGCGGCCGCCUCCGCUCCUGGCGCCGGUGGCCUGGGUGGUGUCGUCUCCGGCGGUGGUGGCGCCGGCGCCGGCGGAUCCGGGUACAAGCCUCCCGCGCUGAAGGAGCUCCAGUUCCAGAACCGCGUCAAGGCCCGGAGAUUCUACCCGAAGAAAAAGUUCACCCGAUUCGCCCCGUUUGCUCCUCGGAAUACCACCUCCUUCAUCAUCCGGGCCAAGAAAGCCGGCGGGAUCGCGUCGCUGGUGUCUCCGUGUCCGGUGACGCCGGCGAUCCUCCCGACGCCCAAGUUCUCGCCGAGCCGCGAGGGCCUGGUGGACAUGGCCAAGGAGGAGUGGGGUGUCGACGGGUACGGCUCCAUGAAGGGUCUCAUCCGCCUCCGCUCGCCGAGCUGCCACGAGAUCCGCCCCGCCGGCGCGGGCGACGAUGAGGAGGACAUGGACGACGGGUCGAGCGAGAGCGACGUCGAGGAGCACCUGGAGGUGGAGCGGAGGCUGGACCACGACCUCAGCCGGUUCGAGAUGGUGUACCCCGGCGAGGAGCACGCCGGCCCGGCGGCGUAUUCUCUCGAGAACCGGGUCGACGACCAGGACACCCACAUAGCGCAGCUGGAGGAGGAGAAUUUGACGCUGAAGGAGAGGCUCUUCUUGAUGGAGAGGGAAAUGGCGGACAUGAGGAGGAGGCUUCAGCUGCUGGAAGCCUGGUGCCGGGUCAGGGAGGAGAACAACAACAACAACAACAAUGGCAGCAAUGACAACAAUAUUGACGGCAGCAAUAAAAAUGAGAACGUCGCUAGCGAGGAGGCAGCCUCGGCAUCGGAGGAGAACGAGCGAGGCGGGGAUGUGUGCUCGGAGAAGAGCGCCGGGGAGCGCGAGGAGAGCCGCGGCGGCGGUGAAGGGACUCCGAUGAGGGACUGAAGGAAGGUUGGACUGGUACUUUGCUGUGUAAAUGUUAUCUUUCAUCUCAUGUGGAGGACUUAAAUCCUUCCUAUUAAAAUUUGUUUUUCUUUUUCUUAUGAUGGGUAGAAAGUUGUAGAAUCCUUCCUUUGGAUCAUAUGGAAAGGAUGUGAAGAAGAAACCUAAACAAUAGGCUGUAUCGUUUUGAAUGCUUCUGUUUUCAUUUUGCUUUGGUUUC